GUGCUUUUUCUUUUUGCUGUUGUAGAGGAAUGACAUUGCCAUGGCAAUUACCAAGUUUGAUCAGUUUGACUUUCUUAUUGACAUCGUCCCAAGAGAUGAGCUGAAGCCUCCAAAGCGUCAGGAAGAGGUACGUCAGGCUGUGACCCCGGCUGAACCCGUGCAGUAUUAUUUCACCCUCGCUCAGCAGCCUGCUGCAGUGCAGGUCCAGGGGCAGCAGCAAGGACAGCAGACCACGACAUCUACAACCACCAUCCAGCCGGGGCAGAUCAUCAUUGCUCAGCCUCAGCAGGGCCAGGUGGGAGAAGGCCAGCAGGUGCAGAUUGUUCAGGCCCAGCCGCAAGGACAGAGCCAGCAGGCGCAGAGUGGCACCGGGCAGACCAUGCAAGUCAUGCAGCAGAUCAUCACCAACACGGGGGAGAUCCAGCAGAUCCCGGUUCAGUUGAAUGCUGGCCAGCUGCAGUAUAUCCGCUUAGCCCAGCCUGUGUCAGGCACCCAGGUAGUCCAGGGGCAGAUCCAGACGCUUGCAACCAAUGCACAGCAGAUCACGCAGACAGAAGUCCAGCAAGGACAGCAGCAGUUCAGCCAGUUCACAGACGGGCAGCAGCUCUACCAGAUCCAGCAAGUGACCAUGCCUGCAGGCCAGGACAUCACACAGCCCAUGUUCAUCCAGUCCACCAACCAGAGCUCGGAUGGCCAAGCCACGCAGGUGACGGGGGACUGAGCAGGGUCACUCUGUGGGGAAACAAACACGUGCCAGCCUUCACCUUACCUGCUCUGAGGAAUACGUUGCUUCUGUGUCUCUACUUGACAGUAAGCCUAUAGUAGGCUGCAUUCUCUGGUGCACUAUACGCCUUCGUCUGGUGGGUAUGAGAGCAUAUCCAGCAAACACUGACAGGAAUGCAAGAUUUUUAUUUUUGGAAGUCAGUAUUUCAGUGUAUUCAGCUGCUUGUUCAAAGCCCGUGAAACUGAAGAGAACUGAUGGAGUUUGUAGCAUCUCAUUGAACAACGUGUAAAAGGUUUUUAUCUGGUGAAAUUAUUAAAGGGUACCGCGUGUUGCAAGAGCUUUAUUCCUGGUACUCAGUUUGUGUUUCUCCCUGAAUAGAGCUAGAUUCAGUCCUGCCAUCUCAGUGGUCUGUUUCGGGUGGGAGGGGGGAGCGUGUAUGUGUGUUAGGUUGCCCUCUCCUGCCUCCUUUUUUGGUAAGCUGGAGCAUUGAAUAUAUGCAGCUAGGGGGCAGGGAGUAGGGGAAGAGUAAUUAAAGUGCAAACAAAAACAUUCCUUGUAUUACGACUGUAUCUUCUAAAGACAAAGCGAUUCUCCAAUUCGACCUGGUUUAUCCCAGAGAUGCUCAUGGCAGACUGGAUGAACCCCAGCCCCGCUGUUCACUGUUGUACUGCCUUCGGUCGAUGCAUGUAAUAUAAGCUUCCUCAAACGAAAUAAAUUUCCUUUGUAA
Molecule: messenger RNA, 1451 nt
Organism: Meleagris gallopavo (turkey)
Lineage: Eukaryota; Metazoa; Chordata; Aves; Galliformes; Phasianidae
Source: RefSeq, a predicted model, not a curated record